UUUCUUUAUCAACUGUGUGUGUGAGAGUGUGUUUCAGUUAUUUUGUGGAGUAUAAAUAGCAAGAAAUUUGCAGGCCAACCGUUUAAAAGGGAAAAAGAUGCCCGACCAGACUAGUUACAAACAUUGUUAUCAUUGGGGUGCAUGGAGUGCUCUCUGCCUCACAGCUGCAGCUGCAGCAAUCACUGCAUUUGCACCAGUUGCAUACGCCAACGAUAGCUCUGAGACGUCCAGCAAUAGAAUCAGCGGCAGAAGUAAAUGGCUGUGCAGUUCAACGGAUAUCUGCACUUCAGAAGAUGAACAAGUUCCGGGUGUCCAGUACUUGUCACAUCAAUUCGAGAGUCAACGCGAUUGCCGUCUAUCGUGUGGCAAAUAUGGAUCCAUUUGGCCAAUGCCCACUGGGGAUGAGUGCUCCCUGUCCCAUGAGCGGGUGCAUUUUGAUCCAUGGAAGGUACGCUUCAACGUGGUGGCCCCCAAUGAUGUGACCACACAGUUUUUACACGAAACGAAUCGAUUGUUCGUAAGCAAUUUACUCAAGGAAUGUACCCGCAAUUGCACUUUGGCCAGCAGUAAGGAGGUCCUUGUCAAGGCUACAGUGCAAUCGAAUAGCUUGGUAUUGGACUGGACCACGGAUGAGAGCUAUAUGAUGGUGGUGCGUAGCACAGAUAAAGUCACAUUUGUCGAUAUCAAGGCGCCAACAGUUUAUGGGGCCCGACAUGCCUUUGAGACGCUGAGUAAUUUGGUUACCGGGAGCAUAACGAAUGGAUUGCUUCUGGUCAGUGCGGCACGGAUAACAGAUCGUCCAGUUUUUCCACAUCGUGGUGUGCUCUUGGAUACCUCUAGGAAUUUCCUACCAUUGCGAUACAUAAGAAGCACUAUAGAUGCCAUGGCCGCAUCCAAAUUGAAUGUCCUGCAUUGGCAUGUGGUGGACACACAUAGUUUUCCCCUAGAGAUAACCCGUGUACCGGAAAUGCAACGUUUUGGUGCCUAUUCUACGGCACAGACCUAUUCCCGGGCAGAUGCCGUCAACUUGGUAAAAUAUGCCCGUCUCCGGGGUAUUCGUGUCCUGAUCGAAAUCGAUGGUCCCUCACAUGCAGGCAACGGCUGGCAAUGGGGUCCCAGUGCCGGCUUGGGCAAUAUAUCCGUAUGCCUGAAUCAAUCGCCAUGGCGAAAGUAUUGCGUCCAACCGCCAUGUGGGCAACUUAAUCCCAUAAAUGAUCACAUGUACGCUGUGCUAAAGGAGAUUUUCGAAGAUAUUGCCGAACUGGGUGCACCCGAAGAGACCAUACACAUGGGUGGCGAUGAGGUAUUCCUGCCCUGCUGGAACAAUACCAAAGAGAUAACCGAUGUUAUGGUAGCUCGGGGCUAUGACCUCGGAGUUUUGAGUUUCCUGCGUCUAUGGUCGCAGUUCCAUCAGCGUAAUCUCGAUGCCUGGGAUGAUAUCAAUCAGCGCAUGUUUCCGAAUAAUAAGGAACCAAAACCAGUGAUAUUAUGGUCCAGUCAUUUGACAGAUCCGAAAACUAUUGAGGAAUUUCUACCCAAGGAACGUUUCAUCAUCCAAACCUGGGUGAGUGCUGCAGAUUCCCUGAAUCGGGAACUCUUGCAGCGGGGCUAUCGUAUUUUGAUAUCCACCAAGGAUGCUUGGUAUCUGGAUCAUGGUUUCUGGGGCUCCACCAACUACUACAAUUGGAAGACUGUCUAUGGCAAUGCCUUGCCCUCAGGUGCACGCAAGGAUCAAGUGCUUGGUGGUGAGGUGUGCAUGUGGAGUGAAUAUGUUGAUCAAAAUUCAUUGGAGGCCCGCAUUUGGCCAAGAGCUGGAGCUGCUGCCGAAAGACUUUGGUCGAAUCCGAAAUCAUCUGCCCUGUUGGCCCAAAGACGCUUCUAUCGCUAUCGUGAGCGUCUAUUGGCACGUGGCAUACACGCGGAUGCGGUUACGCCACAUUGGUGUGUUCUGCAUGAGGGCAAUUGCCUUUAGUCCUUAAAAUUAAGUUCAUUCACAUAUACAUACAUACCUAGGUAUAUACAUAUACAUAAAUAAAAGUUUUUUUUCUUUCGUGAUUAUAAAUCUUUUUGAUUAACUUAAAAAUGAGAUGGCUUUGUUGACAAAGUGAUUAGAAAUUGUUACACAAUUACUGAUUAUGAAACUUGUGCAUGAAAAUCGUUUGUAAUAUGUUUUGCCUAUGAUUCAGCAUAUAUACAUCCUUAUGUUGAGGCAAAUAUAUACAUAUAUGUAUAAUA
Messenger RNA from Drosophila willistoni, 2235 nucleotides. RefSeq names its product chitooligosaccharidolytic beta-N-acetylglucosaminidase (gene Hexo2). Gene Ontology annotation, biological process: glycosaminoglycan metabolic process; carbohydrate metabolic process; ganglioside catabolic process. Lineage: Eukaryota; Metazoa; Arthropoda; Insecta; Diptera; Drosophilidae. The transcript has 3 exons. Gene Ontology annotation, cellular component: membrane. Bases 98 to 1972 code for a protein of 624 amino acids. Gene Ontology annotation, molecular function: beta-N-acetylhexosaminidase activity. The record is from RefSeq and is a predicted model, not a curated record.